UAAUUAACACCGAAAUUCUUUCUUAAAAUAAAUGGAUUGUCACCAAAAUUUCGAGAUCUCGUCCUGCAUGGAACUCAGAGCUACCAUGUGGGUGCAAGAUUUCAAAUUUCUUUUUUCAAAUCCCGAACCACAUGACCUUUGAUCACGUGGAAUGCUAAAAUUUAAUUUUUGACUCUGAUUUGGUUAAUUCCCCUCUAAAUAAAGUUUUAUUAACCUGUAAAAUUAUAAUUGAUGAGGUAUUGACUUUUGACUCAAGAAGUUGCAUUGAAAAAAUAUAUGGAGAAAUAUUUAAACCUGAUCAUCUUUCUUUUUACUUUGUUCAUUUAGAAUUUUCUUUGUUUCUUUCACCAUUUAAGUCAAUUCCUUCUUCUUAGUUUAUUAGAAUCUAAGUUUAAUCACUUUACUCAAUCAACUAUCGUCAAUCAUGGUUUACGCAUUAUCUGAAUCUCAUAAACAAUUAGUAUCAGCUCAUUUAAAAGACAGUGAUUCUGAAGUUUAUCAAAUCAUUCAAGAUGAAAUUGAUAGACAAAAACACUCUAUUGUGUUGAUUGCUUCUGAAAAUUUCACUACUACUGCUGUUUUCGAUGCUUUAGGUACGCCAAUGUGUAACAAAUAUUCUGAAGGUUACCCAGGUGCCAGAUAUUACGGUGGUAAUGAACAUAUUGAUAGAAUCGAAUUAUUAUGUCAAGAUAGAGCUUUAAAAGCUUUCAAUUUAACUGCUGAUAAAUGGGGUGUCAAUGUCCAAACUUUAAGUGGAUCUCCAGCCAAUUUACAAGUUUAUCAAGCUAUAAUGAAACCUCAUGAAAGAUUAAUGGGUUUAGAUUUACCUCAUGGUGGUCAUUUAUCUCAUGGUUAUCAAACUGAUUCCAGAAAAAUUUCAGCCGUUUCAACUUAUUUUGAAACUAUGCCUUAUAGAGUUGAUUUAGAAACUGGUUUAAUUGAUUAUGAUAUGUUAGAAAAAACCGCUAUUUUAUAUAGACCAAAAGUCUUAGUUGCUGGUACUUCUGCUUAUUGUAGAUUAAUUGAUUAUGCUAGAAUGAGAGAAAUCGCUGAUAAAGUUGGUGCUUAUUUAGUGGUUGAUAUGGCUCAUAUUUCUGGUUUAAUUGCUGCUGGUGUUAUUCCAUCUCCAUUUGAAUAUGCUGAUAUUGUUACCACCACUACUCAUAAAUCUUUAAGAGGUCCAAGAGGUGCUAUGAUUUUCUUCAGAAGAGGUGUUAGAUCAAUUAAUCCAAAAUCUGGUCAAGAAAUUCUUUAUGAUUUAGAAAAUCCAAUCAAUUUCUCUGUUUUCCCAGGUCAUCAGGGUGGUCCACAUAAUCAUACUAUUACUGCUUUAGCUACUGCUUUAAAACAAGCUGCUACUCCUGAAUUUAAAGAAUAUCAAAUUCAAGUUUUAAAGAAUGCUAAAGUUUUAGAAACUGAAUUCAUUAAUAAAGGUUAUAAAUUAGUUUCAAAUGGUACUGAUUCUCAUAUGGUUUUAGUUUCAUUAAAAGAUAAACAAAUUGAUGGUGCUAGAGUUGAAACUGUUUGUGAAAAAAUUAAUAUCGCAUUAAACAAAAAUUCUAUUCCAGGUGAUAAAUCUGCUUUAGUUCCAGGUGGUGUUAGAAUUGGUGCCCCAGCUAUGUCUACCAGAGGUUUAGGUGAAGAAGAUUUCAAAAAGAUUGUUUACUAUAUUGAUUUCGCUGUUAAUUACGCUAAAGAAUUACAAGCUUCAUUACCAAAAGACGGUAAUAAAUUAAAAGAUUUUAAAACUAAAGUCUUAGGUUCUGAUGAUCCAAGAUUAGCUGCCGUUAAAGCUGAAAUCUCUGAAUGGGCUGGUGCUUUCCCAUUAUCUGUCUAAGUCUAAUAUUGAUUUGAUUUUAUGUUUUUAAGCUUAAUGUUUUAUUUUUAUUUCACUCUUAUAUAUAUCUACGUAUAU
Messenger RNA from Scheffersomyces coipomensis, 1915 nucleotides. RefSeq names its product glycine hydroxymethyltransferase (gene SHM2). Gene Ontology annotation, cellular component: cytoplasm. The record is from RefSeq and is a predicted model, not a curated record. Lineage: Eukaryota; Fungi; Ascomycota; Pichiomycetes; Serinales; Debaryomycetaceae. Bases 425 to 1837 code for a protein of 470 amino acids. Gene Ontology annotation, biological process: folic acid metabolic process; L-serine catabolic process; tetrahydrofolate interconversion. Gene Ontology annotation, molecular function: serine binding; zinc ion binding; pyridoxal phosphate binding. The transcript has a single exon.